Messenger RNA from Oryzias melastigma (Indian medaka), 2692 nucleotides. RefSeq names its product actin filament-associated protein 1-like 2. Gene Ontology annotation, biological process: positive regulation of interleukin-8 production; positive regulation of DNA-templated transcription; regulation of mitotic cell cycle. Gene Ontology annotation, molecular function: SH2 domain binding; SH3 domain binding. NCBI's taxonomy places the organism in Eukaryota, Metazoa, Chordata, Actinopteri, Beloniformes, Adrianichthyidae. The transcript has 15 exons. Gene Ontology annotation, cellular component: cytosol. Bases 79 to 1938 code for a protein of 619 amino acids. The record is from RefSeq and is a predicted model, not a curated record.
GGGCGGGCUCUGCAGUCAGACCUGCAGCUGCUGAGGAGGAGCAGCAGAAUCAGAAUGAGCAGCAGCGUCUGAGCAGACAUGGACAGACAGAAAGUGCUGGCCAAGCUGAUGUGGGACCUGCAGUCCUUCUUGUCGGCGCUGGACUCGGAGAACCUGAGUUACAUCGCCCAGGCUCAGAAGAAGUCACUGUCGGAGCUGCUGUCCAGACUGCAGCCUCACGAGUCUCCAGUGGAAGACGCCGAGUACAUGAUCAUGAGCUGUCCAUCCUCAUCUGCUAGCAACGAUCCUCCAGAUACACCUGGCACAGGCGUCUCCUCUUCUGAGCUGCUCCCUCUCCAGGACUCCUCCCUCUGGAGAAAGAGCUCGCAGAACCCCUCUGUGCCCCCCCAUCCUCCAGGAGGUUUGGGAGGAGACGACGAGGACAUGUAUGAGGAGGCGGAGCCCUACAUGGCUGCCAGCACCACACUGCCCAGCACCGAGAAGGCGGAGUCGGACAGCAGCCACUACGAGUCCUAUGGGGAAGAGGAGGAUGAUGAAGAUGAGCUGGUGAAGGACAGAGCUCAUUACAUCCAAUGGAGCAGCUCCCAACCCUGCCUAAGACCCGCCCCUGAGUCCCGCAUUUGUGCUUACCUGUGGAGGAGGAAGUGGCUGGGACAGUGGGCCAAACAGCUCUUCAUCGUCCGCAAUGACGUGCUGCUGUGCUAUAAAUGCGCUCGGGAUCUCCUGCCUCAGCUGGAACUGAACCUGCUCGGCAGUCAAGUCUUCUACAAGUGUAAGACCCACUCAAAGAUCCAGCACCAGCUCAAGGUGGCGCCGGUGGGCUCUGAUUCGCUGGUGCUGGGCUACAGCAGCUUCCAGCAGGCUGAAGAGUGGAGGAUGGUGAUCCAGGAAGUCAGCCUUGGAAGUCAGAAGACCCAGAGCGUUUCAUCUUUGAUGGAAUCCGACCAGCUGCUGUCCUGCAGGUCCAGCACAGCUACAGCGGACUCUGAAGACCAGAAGCUUCCUGAAUGCUGGAGAACGGAGGAAGGUACGGAGGAACGCUCCUGCUGUGGGACUCUGAACCUGAGGACUGUGUGGAGUAAAGCUGUUGGCUAUACAGGGUUCCUGAACGUGCUGAUGAACUGUCAGUGGCAGAACCUGCGGUGCCGGGUUCAGGACGGGGUCCUCAACAUGUUUGGAGAGGAGGACCAUGGAGACCAGGAGGAGGUGAAAGGGUCCCCUCAGUACACCGUUCAACUGCGAGGCUGUGAGGUUCGAGGCGGGCCAGACACUGACCACGCCUACAGGAUCACACUGAGCAUGCUCGGAGACCAGCUGGCUGUGUUAGAGGUCAGUUCUUCAGAGGAGAAGCAGCAAUGGUUCAGACUGCUGAAGGAUGCUAGUUACCAUGACGACAAGGCUCAGGAGCACUCUGAGGAUUCUCUCAGCGGGCUGCAAACUCGCAAGUUUCCUGCCUCCAACACUUACAUGGACGAUCCCUUCGGCGUGGGAGGAACUUGCCAGGACCAGCAUCUGUACUCCAACACCUCCAUGCUGGAGCUCAUGCUCCACGGCUCUCAGGAUUCAAACCAGCGGACGUCAAUGUCGUCCAAAGACUCUGUGACGUACAGCAACGCUGCGUUCAGGAGCCACAACGGCAGGAGUCCUGAAGUGCAGCGUGGCGUCCAGAAGCUGGAGCUGGCCGGGAAGACCACGGUGCCCCUGAGGGCGGGCUCAGAGACCCACCUGCCCUCUGCUGGGAGGCACAGCAAGCGCAGCUCCUUCAGACAGUCGCUAGCUCUCUACACUGAGCGCGCUCAGGUGGGGAUCUUGAACCCUCUGCUGCGGCGGACAGCUUCAGCCAAGAACUCCCUACGGCGAGCGCCGUCAGCACUUUUCAUUGAGCAUGGAAAGGUUUUCCAGAGGAAGAAGGAGUGGGAGACCAAAGCUGCAGCCUGACGGGAUUUUCUGUCACAUCAGCGUUUUCAACCUCAGCAGUUUGACGUCUCGUCUUCAUGUUUGCGUGGAUCCAUUUCUGCUGAGUCAGGAUAAAAGACGGCAUGACGUCUUCUGUGGAUGAGAUAUGAGUCAAAUGUGUAACAGGAAAAUAUUUUAUUAACAUUGUCUACUAAAGUCUUCAUUUUCUUCAUGUUUAUACUCAGGAGAAUGUAACUGUCCCUCCUGCAGAAGCUUUUAUUUUGAAAAUACUGUUAAGUUAAAAUACAGGAAGACGUUCAACCAGCAGAAGACUUCAGAUUUUUCUUUUUAUGUUAUGAUGAUGAAGAACAGUUUCAUGUUCUGAUGGAUGUUUCAUAUUUUUCCAGACAAAAGCAUUUUAUCAUCAACAUGAAUGAUUUCCGUUCCACAGAGAUGUCAGAACACCGGACCGACGGUCAGCUGAUGGAUUUGGAUGUUGAUCAGAGCUUUUUACCUGAAUGAAGAAAAUCUGUUUGUUCUUUAGAAACGUGGAUUUUUAAAACCAGACUUGAAUGUUUUCCACUGCAGACCGUCAUCACAAACGUCAUUAGAAUGUUGAUCAAACUCUUAUCUAAUCCAGAUUACUGCUAUAAAAGGACAAAUGUUUAUGUCAUGUCAUCAUUUAGUUUUUUUCAUAAGUUUUUGUUUGAAUCCUUAACUUGUCGUGAUCUGCACUGUAACACCAGAGAACUUUCAUUUACUGAUUUCUCUGAGAUUAUAAUCAAUUAAACGGUUU